Molecule: messenger RNA, 1677 nt
Organism: Daucus carota subsp. sativus
Lineage: Eukaryota; Viridiplantae; Streptophyta; Magnoliopsida; Apiales; Apiaceae
Exons: 3
Coding region: 1-1677 (558 amino acids)
Source: RefSeq, a predicted model, not a curated record
AUGAAUUUUUGUGCUUACAACGUUCGUGGAGUUAAUAAAAAGAUAUCCUUUGCUCAGGAUUUUAUUCGUGAUAAUAACAUUGGUCUUAUCGCGCUCCUCGAAACGCAUGUUAAGCAGGCCUCGGCCACUUUUGUCUCUAAAUCCAUCCGUCCCGACUUUUGUUGGUACUUUAACUACCCUCACCACCAUAAUGGUCACAUCUGGGUAGGGUGGAACCCAGCUUUGUGGUCUAUUGUGCCUCUGGUUACUGACGCUCAGCAUAUCACUUGUGGGGUAACAAAUUUGUCUACUAAUGAGCAUUUCUUGGUCUCUUUUGUGUAUGCUCUUAAUUCUGCGGUAGAAAGGAAAAAUCUAUGGGCUUCUUUAGUCAGUUUUCAUGACUCUGUGCUGGUUAAUGGUAUAUGCCCUCCCUGGAUAGCCCUUGGUGAUUUCAAUGUUUGUUUAAAUGUCAAUGAAAUUAGUGGAGGUAAGACUGUGGUUACUUCGGGUAUGACUGACUUCAGGGACUGUCUUAAUGCUAUUUCUAUGGUUGAUUUACACUAUUCUGGGCAAUUCCUUACAUGGUGGGAUAAGGGUAAAAUUCUAAAGAAGCUCGACCGCGCUCUUGUCAACCCGUCAUGGUUGGAUUGCUUCCGUAAUUCUUAUGCUCGGUUUUUGCCUCGGGGUCUGUCCGAUCACUGCCCAGUUGUGGCAACCACGGGUACUGUUCCUGAGAAAAUCUCUCGUCCUUUCCAGGUGUUCAAACAUAUCAUUGAGGAUAGUUCUUUUCUCCAUGUGGUCACUGAAGCAUGGAACUCCUCUGUUUUUGGUGACCCCUGGUAUGUGUUAUCGACUAAACUAAAGCGAGUUAAAUCUGCUCUUAUUGCCCUGAACCGUAGUAGAGGAGACCUCCACAUUGCAGUUUGUAAAGCUAAAGCUAAUUUACAUCUUUUGCAAGAUUCCAUGCCUUCACAGCCUAAUGACAAUUACAUUCUUGAAGAAGCUCGUUUAUGUUCCUCUCUCAAAGACGCUCUGCUUAAGGAGGAAACUUUUCUCAAACAAAAAGCUCGUGUCAGGUGGCUUAACCUGGGAGAUGGUAACAAUAAAUAUUUCUAUAAUGCUUGUCGUGGUCGUUGGAACACGAACAAGAUUGUUUCUUUAGAAGAUGAGUCGGGGAACGUUUUCUAUACUCAUAAAGCUAUUUCCGGGGUGGCUGUUAAUUAUUUUGAGAAUUUGUUAGGGAAACAUGUGACUACUGGUCCCAUUGCUGCUGAUAUUUCUAUCCCCUGUCUUGAGGAUUGCCAUCGUCGUCUUCUUAUGAUAAACUUUUCUGAGAAAGAGGGUGAUGAACCGCAAGAAAUUCCAGCAGAAGUUCCUUCAAAUACAAUUGGCACCAACCCUACUGUUGAAAAGGAUAAGGCUAUUCCUGCAGCUGCUCCGAUGUCAAAACCAGUAUAUCCACCACCUCCAUUUCCUAGGAGGUUAAAAAAACAGCAGCUGGAUAAGCAAUUUGGUAAAUUCCUAGAAGUAUUCAAAAAGCUUCACAUCAACAUUCCAUUUGCUGAAGCACUCGAACAAAUGCCUAGUUAUGCCAAGUUCAUGAAGGGUAUUCUUUCAAAAAAGCUAAAGCUCGAAGAGUUAGAGACCGUGGCUUUAACGGAGGAAUGUAGUGCUGUGAGGAAGAGGAAAAACUUUUGA